Messenger RNA from Notothenia coriiceps (black rockcod), 1305 nucleotides. RefSeq names its product cytochrome b5 reductase 4 (gene cyb5r4). Gene Ontology annotation, cellular component: mitochondrion. Gene Ontology annotation, molecular function: oxidoreductase activity; FAD binding. NCBI's taxonomy places the organism in Eukaryota, Metazoa, Chordata, Actinopteri, Perciformes, Nototheniidae. The record is from RefSeq and is a predicted model, not a curated record. The transcript is spliced from 4 exons. Bases 137 to 487 code for a protein of 116 amino acids.
AAUCUCUUCUCUUGUCUGUUGUUGCUCUCUAGGUGACUGUGUAUCCAUCAGUGGUCCAGAGGGGACCUUCAGUCUCCGCCCCCUUCAUGAUGUCACACACCUCUACCUAUUAGCAGCAGGCACAGGGUUCACACCAAUGGCUCGCCUCAUCCAGCAGGCCCUGCAGGACACCGACACCAUGAGAAAAACCAAGCUGCUCUGUUUUAACCGGCGUGAGGAGGACAUCCUGUGGCGCUGUGAGCUGGAUGACCUGGCUGCUAACACUGACAGGUUUCAGGUGGAGUACGUGCUCUCUGAUCCCUGUGACAGUUGGAGCGGCAGGACGGGUCGGGUGGAGGAGUCCAUGCUGGAGGAUUUCCUCACCAGGCCGGAGGGCUCCAAAUGCUACGUGUGUGUGUGUGGCCCCACUGCCUUCACAGAGAUAACAAUAGGCUUGUUGAAGCAGCAGGGCUUCAGUGAAGGGGAGCUGCACGCCUUCCUGGGGUGAAGAGCCUCCACACACCCCCACCCUGCAGAGAGUGUGUGUGUCUGUGUGUGAGAGAGCAUCACAGAGCUGACUUGAAUUGAUCAACUUGUAAAAACAUUUCUAUGCACGAGGACCUGAUGACGCUGACAGCAGGAAACGCCUCCAGGCUCUGAUGGGCGUCAUGAAUAUCACCAACUCAAGUACAGUGAGAUUCUUCUGAGGGCAGACAUUUCGCUAACUAUGAGUUGAAACAUUUUAAAGAUGUGUAGAAUAAAAAGUCAUAUAUACUGAGACAGAGGAAUGAAUGAAAGGGAUGUGUAUAUGCAAUAUGAUAUGUAUGUAUUGUACUGUCUCAGUUCCAUGUAUGCAGUUGCAGUGGAAGUGAAACCACUGAAAUAAAAUGCAUUAAGUUGUUUAAAGGUUAGUCUCCCUUCAUUGAGACUGGGGCAUUUGACAAUAUUACUUCUGAUCGGGGUAUUGAUCCAUGCAAGUUUAAUUUUGAGUCAUCAAGUUCUUUCUGAGUUGAUUUGUUUUUCCUUAAAGAGUAAGUAAACACAGGCUAAAACCUGCUGCUGCUGCUGCUGCUGCCUUGCAUACAUUACGCCUUUUCUCUUUGCUGAAGCACUGAUGUAACACUGUUACGUCACUAAUCAUGUACUAAAUAUGAUAACAACAGAUGUUGUUCUGUUUCCUGUGACACGUGUACAUUAGCAUAAAGCUAACUCUGGUACAGCUAAGAUGUGAGCUUUUGACUUCAGCAAAACAUAUGUUUAUGUCUCCACUGCACCUCCCGAGAAACACAUGCAAGCCCCUCUUGAGGAGGGCUGAAGUCCACAUUC